Molecule: messenger RNA, 2191 nt
Organism: Cornus florida
Lineage: Eukaryota; Viridiplantae; Streptophyta; Magnoliopsida; Cornales; Cornaceae
Product: 7-deoxyloganetic acid glucosyl transferase-like
Exons: 2
Coding region: 136-1590 (484 amino acids)
Molecular function (GO): UDP-glycosyltransferase activity
Source: RefSeq, a predicted model, not a curated record
AUGGAAUAAUACAAUGUAUGUAAAGAGGCAAAGCUUUUCAAACCACAAGUCCGACGAGUUUGCUACACUUAGAAUUACAAGUUUUGGAUCUGAACCAAAUCACAGUGAUCGGAUUGGAGGAUCCAAGAAGCUUUAAUGGAUCAUCAAUCAGUACAAGUACCACUCCCUCCUCACGUGCUCGUCUUCCCGUUACCGAUUCAAGGCCACAUGAACUCCAUGCUCAAGCUGGCCGAGCUUCUCUGUCUCGGCAACCUCCACGUGACCAUGCUCGUCUCCGACUUCAGCCACAGCCGCCUCCUCCGCCACACCAGUGUUCAUUCCCACUUCGCUCGCUAUCCCGGAUUUCGUUUCAGGACAAUUCCCGAUGGCUUGCCUGACGACCACCCGCGUGCCGGUGAGCGACUUAUGGAUAUUAUGCCAUCUAUAAAGUCCGUCACGGCGCCACUAUUCAGGGAUAUGAUGAUUGGAGCCAAUUUCUUGGGUACCGGAACAAGGCGGCCUGUGACGUGCAUCAUAGCAGACGGGAUCCUGAGUUUUGCUGGUGAUUUUGCUAUCGAGAGGGGGAUUCCAUAUAUUUCUUUUCGUACUGCCAGUGCUUGCUCUUUUUGGGCUUAUUAUUGUAUUCCGGAAAUCAUUGAAGCUGACGAAAUUCCUUUGAAAGGAAAUGGCAUGGACUUACCGGUAAAGAGUGUACCAGGCAUGGAGGGUUUUCUCCGGCGACGUGACCUUCCGAGUUUUUGCCGUGUGGACGAAGUAAAUAAUCCGAAUUUGCAACUUGUACAAACGGAGACCAGAAAAAGCUUUCGAGCCCAGGCAUUGAUAAAGAACACUUUUGAUGAGCUAGAAGGACCCAUACUCUCUCAAAUACGUGCUCACUGUCCAAAUCUCUUCUCCGUCGGACCACUUCACGCUCACCUAAAAGCCAGACUUGCAACAGAAACCAAGUCUUUCUCAACCUCUUCAGGUAGUUUUUGGGAGGAAGAUCGAAGUUGUAUGACGUGGCUCGAUUCUCAAAAGUCCAAAUCUGUAAUCUACGUAAGCUUUGGAAGUAUAACUGUUGUGACAAGAGACCAACUCAUGGAGUUUUGGUAUGGACUGGUGAAUAGUGAGCAACGGUUCUUAUGGGUCAUGCGGCCAGACUCCGUAGCCGGAAAAGACGGGGAGAGUCAGAUUCCGAUGGAGCUCGUGGAGGGAACCAAGGAGAGGGGUUACAUGGUGGAAUGGGCCCCACAAGAGGAGGUUCUGGCCCACCCAGCUGUUGGUGGGUUUUUGACUCACAGUGGAUGGAACUCAACUUUGGAGAGUAUAGUAUUGGGUGUGCCAAUGGCUUGUUGGCCUUAUUUUGCAGACCAGACAACUAAUAGUAGGUUUGUUAGUGAAGUUUGGAAAAUUGGUUUGGACAUGAAAGAUACAUGUGAUCGAGUCAUAAUUGAGAAGAUCGUCAGAGAUCUGAUGGAUAUCAAAAAAGAUGAGUUUCAAGAACGAGCGAAUCAGAUGGCAAAGUUGGCGAAACGAGCUGUGUGUGAAGGCGGCUCAUCGUACUGUAAUUUGGAUCGUCUGAUUAAGUACAUAACAUCAAUGAUUGAGUGAUCAAGAUGAGGGGUAAAUCUUAUGUGUUCAAAUGGAAUAAAUAUAGGGAAAAUUACAUAUAAAUGGAGUUAAAGUUUCAUAUUUACUUAGAGACUGAGUCAAAGUUCCAUAUUUCUCUAAAAUGGAUUGCUGAGGUGGCACAUGGUUUUUUACUGUUUAAAAAAUUGUGGUGCCUAAAAUGCCCUUCCCUAACAAAAAAGUAGUACCUUCAGUUCAAAAAAGUAGUACCUCUGGAGAAAAAGUAGUACAUUCGCGGGUGUUUAAAAAACAUGGUACCUGGACACCAAAAAGUAGUACCUUCAGUUCAAAAAAGUGGUACCUUUGAAGAAAAAGUAGUACCUUCACGGAAGGGUAUUUUAGGCACCACAAUUUCUAAACAGUAAAAAACCAUGUGCCACCUCAGCAAUCCAUUUUAGAGAAAUAUGAAACUUUGACUCAGCCUCUAAGUAAAUAUGAAACUUUGACUCCAUUUAUAUGUAAUUUUCCCAUAAAUAUAUACUAUAUUUAUUUGUAAAUAUAUAAUAUUUCUAUUCUAUCUCUUACAAUUAAAUUUGUGUUAUUAAAUGUAAGAAGUCAAAAUAUAAAUUUAUUAGCAAUUGGA